UAACAAAAUUCAGACCCACAAAAAAGGCGAGAAGAAGCAGAAAACAACCGCGGCAGGGCCACCACACGCUCUCUCGCGCCACCGCCGCCGUCGCCAAGCCCAACCAUGCAAUCGGCGGCGACCGCGCCGGCGCUGGCGCCGCCCGUAUUCCUCACCCUCACCCUCCCCACCGCCGCCAGCGCCUCCGCUCGGCCCCGCCGAGCCGCGCGUGCUGCCGUCCGGUGCGAGCUCGCCGCGGCAGCCGCCUCCUCCGCCGCUGCGGAGCCCGCUGCUCCGGGGGCCGUGGCCGCCCCACGCUGGGCCCAGAGGACGGUCGUCAUCCCGCCGCAGCGCCGGGGCUGCCACAUCAUCACCCACAAGAUUAUGCACGCGAUAAGGAGCGACCUCUCCGAGUUCAAGUGCGGCCUGGCGCAUCUCUUCUUGCACCACACAAGCGCUUCACUAACUCUGAAUGAAAACUAUGACCCUGAUGUCCAGAUCGACACAGAAACAUUCCUUAAUCGAGUUGUCCCAGAGGGUCCAUCUGCACCAUGGAGGCACACCAUAGAAGGACCUGAUGACAUGCCAGCACAUAUUAAAUCAUCGAUGUUUGGUUGUGCCUUGACGAUUCCUAUCACCGACGGGCGUCUCAACAUGGGAACUUGGCAGGGUAUAUGGCUUUGUGAACAUCGUGAUGACCCUACUCCUCGCACGAUCGUGAUUACGCUCAGCGGGAUCUAAAAUGGCCAAGGCUCUGCAAAUUCAGCGUGGUGAUUUUCAUGUGCAUAUACUGAAAUCGGAGCUUUUGCUUCAAGCUGUGAUAUGAACUUCCAGUGUGUAAUUUUAUCUGUAAUCUUGUAGCCAGCAAAAUAGAAGUACGGUAAUCUUGUAUGUGUAAUUCUGUACAUGUGGAAUAAAUUUAUCCUUUGGUA
Messenger RNA from Lolium perenne, 911 nucleotides. Lineage: Eukaryota; Viridiplantae; Streptophyta; Magnoliopsida; Poales; Poaceae. The record is from RefSeq and is a predicted model, not a curated record.